Messenger RNA from Gigantopelta aegis, 7144 nucleotides. Its product is annotated as receptor-type tyrosine-protein phosphatase eta-like. The record is from RefSeq and is a predicted model, not a curated record. Gene Ontology annotation, biological process: protein dephosphorylation. Gene Ontology annotation, molecular function: protein binding; protein tyrosine phosphatase activity. The coding region runs from base 1 to 5562 and encodes 1853 amino acids. The transcript is spliced from 35 exons. NCBI's taxonomy places the organism in Eukaryota, Metazoa, Mollusca, Gastropoda, Neomphalida, Peltospiridae.
AUGUUAGACAGCAGCAUUGCCACUGAUGCAAAGAUUGUCAGGGAAAAUGACGAGGAGUCCGAUUUUAGAUUGUCGUCAAUAACCAAAGCUGUCGCUGCCUGUCCUUUGAUCAUUCUGGAUCCACACAAUUUUACAAUGACGGCUCGCAAUAGCACGUCAAUCAGUUUUGAAUGGACUCCUGCCAAACACAAUUUAUCUAUUACUCCCACAUAUCGUGUAGACUGGACGGGAGAGGACGAUACUGGAUCUACUGUUUCAGAAUACAACGCCACAACUUGUUCGAAUCUUAUGCCUGGAAAAAUGUACAAAUUCACGCUAUUUGUUCGUGUUUCUGAUGAUAACAAACCCAGUCCUGCAUCCGUUAGUACAGCCCAAAAUAGUUUAACACUACCAAACAUCACCAUUUACUUUAAACUUGCUGAAGGAAUAGUCGACUACUACGAGGCAACGUUAACAGGAGGAAGCGUGGAUAGUUCCACCGAGAGAGUGUCGAACAACACAGACCAUGUUAUAUUCCAAGUUCUAUAUGGAGAUACGAACUACACUCUGACGUUAGUUACACGUACCGGCAACCUGACAAGUGAAUCUUUCAUUCAAAAUGUGAUAACGGACAUAACAAACCCUGAACAAGUAGAGAACCCAAACGUUUCAAGUAAAACAAGUUUAGGAUUCCUCAUCUCUUGGUCACCCCCAAAACAUCCGAAUGGCGACAUUAUUGGAUACAUGAUAAAAGCUUUCAUUGGACAAGCUUGCUACGCAAAUAUCACCAUUAAGUGUGUCGACGACGUAAAAUCAGAUGGAAAUGAGACGGAAGCAACUUCACCAAAUCGAAUAAAAUGCCAAGACAAGGUAGAUUAUUCCAUAUCAGGUUUAAUCCCAGCACAAACCUUCACAGUUACAGUAGCAGCAGUAAACGCGGCUGGUGUUGGAAAGCUUUCGACUCUAAAUGCCAGCACCACGGAUGGGAAAAACAUCAUGGAUGUGGAUAACGUUACGUGGACGAAACGGACAGAGACGGAGAUUAGCUUUAUGUGGGUGACUCCACAUCUCAGGGAACCAUUUACAAACGUAAACUACAGCUUUACCUGGACCCCACAUGAUGGAAAAUCUAAUUCUACAUCAGAAGAUCAUACAACUAUUUUGGAUCUUACUCCUGGACAACUUUACAUCUUUACACUCGAUAUCAAUCUCUAUGAUGGUGAACGGUGGCUCACUUAUACGCACGAACCGUCUGUAACAGUAAGAACCAGUCCAAGUCAGCCGGAUAUUACUCAUAUUGACCAAGAUGAAUCAAACAUCAAUAUUCUGUGGAAUCCAGCUGAAGGGAUAGUUGGCUAUUACAAUGUGACAUUAACACUACGCAAUGACUCAGCUGUAAACGAGAUUGUGUCCAACUCCACAAAUAAAGUGACAUUCACCAGUCUGUAUGGCGAUACACAAUAUAUUUUGAAAAUAAUUACCAACACUGGAAACCUAGCCAGCAAACCGUUGAUACAAAAUAUCAAAACUAAUGUAACAAACCCUGAACAAGUAGAGAAUCCAAAGGUUUCAAGUGAAACAAGUUCAGGAUUCCUCAUCUCUUGGUCACCUCCACAACAUCCGAAUGGCGAGAUUAUUGGAUACACGAUAAAAGCUUUCAUUGGACAAGCUUGCUACGCAAAUAUCACCAUUAACUGUACCAACGACGUUGAACCUGGUGGAAAUGAGACGGAAGUAACUCCACCAAAUCGUAUAAAAUGCCAAGACAAGAUGAAUUAUACCAUAUCAGGUUUAAUCCCAGCACAAAACUUCACAGUUACAAUAGCGGCAGUAAACGCGGCUGGUGUUGGGAAGCUUUCGACUCUAAAUGGCAGCACCACGGAUGGAAACAACACUAUGGAUGUACAUAACUUUACAUGGACGAAUCGAACAGAGACGGAGAUUAGAUUUGAGUGGGAGACUCCAGAUAUCGGAUCACCAUUUACAAACGUAACCUACAACUUUACCUGGACCCCACGUGAAGAAAAAUCGUAUUCGACAUCAGAAAAUCAUACAACUAUCUCAGAUCUUACCCCUGGACAACUUUACAGCUUUACACUUCAUAUCAAUCUCUAUGAUGGUGAACGGUGGCUCACUUACACACACGGGUCAUCUGUAACAGUAAGAACCAGUCCAAGUCAGCCGAAUAUAACAGACAUUGACCAAGUUGAAUCAAACAUCACCAUUCUGUGGAAUCCAGCUGAAGGGAUAGUUGACUAUUACAACCUGACAUUAAAGCUUCACAAUGAUUCAGCUGUAAACGAGAUUGUGUACAACUCCACAAAUAAAGUGACAUUCACCGAUCUGUAUGGGGAUACACAGUAUCUUUUGAAAAUAAUUACCUACACUGGCAACCUAAUCAGCAAACCACUGAUACAAAAUAUUAAAACUAAUGUAACAAACCCUGAAGAAGUAGAGGACCCAAACGUUUCAAGUGAAACAAGUUCAGGAUUCCUCAUCUCUUGGUCACCUCCACAACAUACGAAUGGCGAGAUUAUUGCAUACAUGAUAAAAGCUUUCAUUGGACAAGCUUACUAUGCAAAUGUCACCGUUAACUGUACGAAUGACGGUAAACCCAGUGAAAAUCAGAUGGAAGCAACUUCACCAAAUCGUAUAAAAAGCCAAGACAGAAUGAAUUAUUCCAUAUCAGGUUUAAUCCCAGCACAAAACUUCACAAUUACAAUAGCGGCAGUAAACGCGGCUGGUGUUGGAAGGCUUUCGACUCUAAAUGCCAGCACCACGGGUGGGAAGAACAUCAUGGAUGUGGAUAAGUUUACAUGGACGAAUAGAACAGAGACGGACAUUAGCUUUGAGUGGGUGACUCCACAUUUCAGAGAACCAUUUACAAACGUAACCUACAACUUUACCUGGACCCCACGUGAAGGAAAAUCGCAUUCGACAUCAGAAAAUCAUACAAUUAUCUCAGAUCUUACUCCUGGACAACUUUACAGCUUUACACUCUACAUCAAUCUCUUUGAUGGUGAACGGUGGCUAAUUUACACACACGAAUCGUCUGUAACAGUAAGAACAAGCCCAAGUCAGCCGCAUAUAAAACGCAUUGACCAAGUUGAAUCAAACAUCACCAUUCAGUUGAAUCCAGCUGACGGGAUAGUGGAUUAUUACAACGUCACAUUACAACUUCCCAAUAACUCAGCUGGAAACGAGAUUGUGUUCAACUCCACAAAUGAAGUGACAUUCACAGAUCUGUAUGGCGAUACAACAUAUCUUUUGAAAAUAAUAACCUACACCGGAAACCUGACCAGCAGGCCAUUGAUAAACGAUAUUAAAACUAAUGUAACAAGACCUGGACUACUUGAAAACAUAACCGUUACUCCUUUGACUGCCUCAAGUGUAGAGGUCUCAUGGACAUCUCCCAGGCUUUAUCCUGGUCCUACUGACUACACGAUAGAGUUGUUUGAAGAAAAGUCCAUCAACAGUUCAACAUACAGAUUUAACACUACAAUACUUAUACACGGAUAUCUCAACUCAACAUAUAUAAUACAGGAUCUACUUAGCUACUGGCAUUACAAUUUCAGUGUAAUGGCCAAUACAUCAACAGGAUCGUCAAAUUCCUUAAGUGAUAUCACUAGAACAAAGGAAUCAGCACCGGGUUUAGUACAGACUCUUCUUGUCCGGGCGAUACCUGGCAAUUAUACAGAAGUAAAUGUUACAUGGGCGUGUCCAGCAGAAAAAGAGCGCAAUGGCCGCAUAACGAAAUACUCCUUGCGGUACACACCAGAUCAGCAGAAUAAAAAUAUCUUGCAAUCAGGAAAUGAAAUAGAUUAUAACCUGAUGCAACCAUCUGAUCCAUGUACAAGUUUACACACCUUGCUAUUGCCUGUUACACCUGAAGUUAACUACACAUUUUCCGUUACAGCUUUUACAGUUGACAAAGGGCGAAGUUCUGGUUAUUCUUUUUACACGCAGCCUGGAAAACCACCAAAGCUGGAUAAGUAUGCAAUAAUUUUGAUACCUAAGGAGUCAGAGCAGCCACAACAAAAAGAAACCAGAUUUAACGUGCACUUUUGUGGCAAGUGCCUUCUCGACAAAACAAAUGGAAUGAUCACCUUUGUGGCAAUGAUAGUUUGCAAGACUGGUGCGUCAUGCCAGCAAGUCUCAGAGAUACAUAAACCUAAAGAGGUUUCAAGCUGGUAUUCCUGGAAUAAAAACAACUUUAAAGGAAUAUACCGACCAACUCCAGAUACGUGGUUAAUAGAUACACCAGAAGAUGCUAUUAAUAAUGUCAAUUUCGAGGUAGGACGUGGUAAAGAUUGUUCGAUGAAGCCAACCGAAUACUGUAAUGGCCCUUUGGACACAGGGUCACAGUACAGUUUAAAAUUUAUGGUCUGUACAAGAGCCGGUUGCACACAGUCAGAGUUUCAAGAUGGAUAUGUAACAAAAGUAAUAAAACCUAGUGUAGUCGGCCCUGUUGUUGGUGCAAUUAGUGGAAUUGUGGUUGCUGCAUUGGUCGUUGCAGGAGUUUGGUACUAUAAGAGGCGAUACAGGAAUCGGAAGAACACAGAGGAUGAUGAACAGCCUGAGAAUGAGGAAUUGGUUGACCUCACUCGACCGAUUAAGAUGACAGACUUCAGCAGCAGACUGAAGGAACUGCAUAACGAUUCUAACCUGUUGUUUAUAACUGAGUACAAAGAACUCCAAGCAAACAGUCCGAAAAAGCCACAUGAGAUAUCCAGUUUGGAACCUAACCGGGUGAAGAACAGAUAUGUCAACAUUUUAGCAUUUGACCAUAGCCUUGUGAAACUACUGCCGAUAGAUGAAGAUGACAAUACCGAUUAUAUCAACGCCAAUUUUAUUCCCGGUUACAACUCGCCCAGGGAGUACAUUGCUACACAGGGCCCACAAGAUUCGACCAUCAACGAUUUCUGGCGGAUGAUUUGGGAAAAAAAUGUACCAAUUAUUGUCAUGCUGACUGGAGUCAAAGAAGGAAUGAAGCAAAAAUGUGCUCAAUAUUGGCCUGAACACCUGAAUGUUCCAAGUCAGUAUGGAGACAUCGUGAUUACCUUGGAGGACAGGACAAAACUGGGCACGUACACUCUGAAGACCUUCAAACUCUGUCUGGGUAAAAGUGAACGAACCGUGAAACAUUUCUUCAUGCAUGACUGGAGAGACUAUGACGCCAACCUCACUCCCACUGAUGUUGUAAAUUUCAUCUGUGACGUCAGACGAGCGCGCCCAUCGGGUGAUUCUGUUCCAAUGGUUGUGCACUGCAGUGCUGGUGUUGGAAGGACUGGGACGUUCAUUGCGCUGGACUACUUCAUACAGUUUAUAGAGCAGCACAGUUUGGAGGACAAUGUCGACAUCUUCCAGUUUGUACUCAAGAUGAGGGGGAACCGACCUCUUAUGGUGCAGUCGGAGGCACAGUACGUAUUUUUACACGAGACGGUGGACAUGUUGAUCAAACAGAAGAUAAUCGACGAAGAGAGCCAUGACAAUGACGUGGAUAAUGAGGGAAUAUAUCAGAACGAGGCUUUUGUUGCAGAAGACAUUUACGUGAACGUCGAAAAUGGAAAAAUGCCUGUUUAAUACAGCCACGAGAUAAGUGGAAAUCUGCAGGAACUGAAUGAACGACGAACGUUGACUUUGUGAAUAUAUAUUAGCAUACCUUUAUAUACAAAUACCGUCAUAAUGGAAUCAUAAUAUAAUGACGCAGCCAGCUUACACUUGAGUGAUAUUGAAGCAGUGUCGUCUUAAUGUAAUGAUACAGGUAUACUAACCGUCAGACGGAUACACUUCCUUGUUUUACAGCAAUAUAUUGCUGAUUAAAAGCUAUUCUGCAUGGAUUAUUCAUUGUGUGUGUUGUAUUUUAAGACAACAAUUCUGAAUCAGGUUCAUAAGGACUUACAGGCAGCCUCAUUACUGAAAUCUAGGGGCACGUGGCGCUUACAGUCCCCAUCCUGCUCAAAGCGAAUGGUUUUCUUUUAAAACAUAUUUUCUAAAAACUUCGCUUACCACAGUCUGUUCCGCCUACUACACAAAGUCCUAAACACACAGCAUCAACAAUGAAACUGAGGGCAACCUAACGCUGAACACAUUAAAACCAAAGGGGUUCGUCACGCCUUACGUUGGAAGGAAUAACUGUUUUAAGACGUGUGUGAAUAGUAUUAUUGUAGUGUAUAUGUGUACACUGUACACAGACCAAAAUAAUUCACUUGACUAUAUUUGUAUUGUUUUAUAUUUUUAUAUGCUAAUACUGAUGAUUUUCAUAUUUUAUGUUUAUUAACUCUCAAUAUCAUAAGAUAUAUCAUUGUAGUGUGGUCGUUGUUGUUUUAAGUGGAUAUAUCUGCAUGCUGGAAAUGAAUAUUUGUCAUGGCACUUCCCAUGUUAACAGAUUCCAUUACUGGAACCUCGUAUCGUAAGAAAGUUUAAUUUGUAACCACCACCCCUCCGUGGUGUGUGACUGUGAUAAAGUUUAUGUUCAGUUUUUAUUGUUAACGUUUAUAACUGUAUAAUUCGUAAUAUAAAGUUGGUCACAAAAAGCAACGUUUUUGUUUAAAAGUAAGUUUAUUUGUCUCGUAUAUUCAUUAGGACACGUGUGUGUGUGUGUGUGUGUGUGUGUGUGUGUGCGCGCGCGUGUGAAAUAUUAUAACGUCAUAGCUUUCCUAAUAUUGGUAUUUUAAUAUGUGGUAGCACCCCAUUAAGUUUUGUAAUAUAGUGCUAUAUGGACAGUUCGGACCUGGCGUGAUAGCAUAACAGUAUGGGGUGACACUUUAUUGGGUAGGGAACGAUAUCUGCACAAGCACUGUGUAGCUUAAACUAACGUAAAGGUCAGAUAAACUAAUCACAUACAUGGUAAUUAGCACUGUCCACAAGUGUAAUUAAGAAACGUCAAGAAUAGGUCUUUGUUCUGAACAUUAUAACCAUCACCCGCUCCCACCCCCGUCUGAUACGGCUAUAUGUGACUUUAAGUUUUAUGUUCAGUUUUUAUUGUUAACGUUUAUAACAGUUACUGUGUUGUCUUAAAAUGCUUUAGAAACUUGUACAUUAAUGUCAUAUUUUAUUUCUCUUUCCAGCCAGUUCACCACGACUGGUAUAUCAUAGACCGUGGUAUAUGCUAUCCUGUCUGUGGGGUGGUGCAUAUAAACGAUCCCUUGCUGCUAAUGGAAAA